Candida albicans SC5314 is the source of this 2010-nucleotide messenger RNA. RefSeq lists its product as uncharacterized. The transcript has a single exon. Gene Ontology annotation, cellular component: HDA1 complex. Lineage: Eukaryota; Fungi; Ascomycota; Pichiomycetes; Serinales; Debaryomycetaceae. Bases 1 to 2010 code for a protein of 669 amino acids. The record is from RefSeq and is a predicted model, not a curated record.
AUGAAUCUCAUUGAUAUGUUAUCAAAGGAUCCUCCAUCCUCGUUAUACAAUCCAGAACUCGAGGAAAAUAUUCAAAAUAAUGAAAUCUCCAAUGGUAUUUCUAUUAGCGAGAGUCAAGAUAACAUUAUACUUGAUAAUAACAGCAACGGCAACAUCAACAACAACAACAACAACGACAUCAACAUCAACAUCAACAACAGCAAUCCUCCUAGUAUAAUAUAUCUUCCGACACCAUUGACUGAAUUACAGAAAUCUUUUGUUGAAAUGACGUUGCAUUUGUUCAGUUCUGAAUUGUUAAAUGAAGUGCGUUCGAAAAGAUUGAAAACCAGUAUUGAUAAUUUAUUAGACUCGUCUACUACCAUAGAGGAAAGCGAUAUAAUCGUGAACCAAAACAAGAUAUCGUUGUGUUUUGAACAACUUUCAAUAAUCUGUGAUCAUCCGUCAUUAUUGAUUGAACAUUUUAUCCCCAAAAAAAUGUUAUUGCUGGAAACAAAUGAACGACAACUUAAUUUGAGUGGUAAAUUGGAAUUAUUCAAUCGUAUUAUUGAUACUUUGAUAGAACAAAAACCUCCCAAUGGAUAUAGAAUAAUUGUUGUUUCCGACAAUGUGAAAGAAUUAGAGCUAGUAGAAGGUAUUAUUGUUGGUAAAACAUUGUAUUAUAUCAACUCCACUAAUGCAAAGUUGUUUGAAAGUACACAUUUUGUACCAGAUUUAAAGGAUAAGUCUAGUGACAAAGUAUUUAUAAAUUUGCUCACUACACAACAAUUAUCUAGCAAUUAUGUGUCGGAUAAAGAUGGUGAGUGCUAUGAUUUGAUAUUUUCAUUUGAUCCAAAUUUGGAUGUUCAAACUCCUAGUAUUGAGAUCUUGCAACGUGAAAAUGGUAAUCAGUGUCCAAUACUAGUGCCAAUACCAGUUUUUACACUUGAGCACAUUGCUUUACAAUUACCUCAACCGCAGCAGGUAGACUUGAUGGAAUCCAUCGAUGCAGCUUUAAAUAAAUGGAGAGUCAAAUGUAUCAACACAUUAGUAGUAAACUUUUUCAAUUUGGAUGAAAUGAGUAACGAUUUUUUCACAGAGAAUUAUGGUCUUAAUAUGAAAGAAUUUUGGAAUAUGAUGCACAAUAAUCGCCAAGGUUUGAAUAAAUUGUUAGACAAUUAUAAUGGCCAAUUGGUAUUACUGUUCUCUGAGGAAAAAUUAAUUAAAAAACUAAAUUCCUUUUAUAAUCGAGGCGGGAAUGGAGGGUUUGAUCAAGUGAGAGAUGCAAAUUGUCAGUUGUUCAAAUCUAAAUUAGCUGAAGCGGUGUAUCAGAAAUUUAUGGAUCUAGAUGAGGGAGUUGAUGAAAUUGAGCUUAAUUUAAAUGGAAAACGGGAAUAUGAAACUGCAAGGGAAUUGCAAUAUGACGAUGAUGAAGAUUAUAUUGCGAACAAUUACAAAAAAUUUAGAAGAUUGAAUGACGAUGCUAACAUGUCAGAACGUAAAUUAGCCCGUGUGGAUACUGAUCUACUAAAACAAAAGCAAAAAUUGGUUUUUUUGAAAAAUAAGUUGGAACAUUUAGUGGAUAUCGCAGACAAGGAAAUCACUGAUGCCGAGGCAACAAGUCAAACACAAUCUCUGAAAACAUUACAGCAAGAAGUGGAAAACUUAAAGAAAGAGUUCAAUAGAAUAAAUGUGGAAUGUGAAGGCACUAGAGAAAAAUAUCAAUCUUCUUCCAGUGUUGCCCUCCAAUUAUCACAUAGAUUGACUCAAUUGAAGCAACAAAAUGAGAAAAUAGAAAGGAAACUAUUUGGACCAGGAAUGGCACAGUUACCAGAAUUGAUCAAAAAAGAUGCAUUGUUAAGCUAUGAGUUGAAACUAAAGCAUCUUGAGAAGAAAAAUGAGUUUAUGCAACAGUUUUUCCUGUCUAAGAUUGAAAUGACAUAUCAAGAACGACAACAGUUGUUAGAAAACUCUGGCUCGGGUGCCAAUAAUAGACAAAAUAAUCGUAUUAGUCGAGGUGCAACGCCUCUUUAA